This is a messenger RNA of Schizosaccharomyces octosporus yFS286, 2938 nucleotides long. RefSeq names its product HOPS complex subunit Vps16. The transcript is spliced from 5 exons. Lineage: Eukaryota; Fungi; Ascomycota; Schizosaccharomycetes; Schizosaccharomycetales; Schizosaccharomycetaceae. Bases 283 to 2790 code for a protein of 835 amino acids. Gene Ontology annotation, biological process: intracellular protein transport; endosomal transport; vacuole fusion, non-autophagic. The record is from RefSeq and is a predicted model, not a curated record. Gene Ontology annotation, molecular function: actin binding. Gene Ontology annotation, cellular component: endosome; cytoplasm; lysosomal membrane.
UUCUGUGUGUUCUCUUCCUUCUAUUAAAUUAGUUCUGUUUCUUGGUAGUCUGUGCCUUAACAAAAAUCCACGUAGAAUUGUUUAUUCGUACCCAAUCCUUCAACUUUUUGUAGUUUAAAACUAAUUCUGUUGUAAAAUAAUAUACUGCUUGCUAUUAGAAGAAUUACUUUUUGUUAUUACGAUGUCCUCUUCAUCUGCGAACGCGACUUUACCCCAUUACUACAUGUCCACUUGCGAUUCCUACUUCUAAAAAUCAUAGACUUAUGAAUUCCUCAACAAGAAAUGGAAAGCCUCUUGAAAUAUCCUGCGUAUGAAUGGGAACUUCUACAGAAUACACAUUACCAAAGGAUAAACCUUGGGAAUACAGUGUGGGAUUCUAUUGAUCCAGUCGCCUUUUUAACGGCAGCUGCCCCGUGUGGAGGAGCAAUAGCUUUAACACGUUCGGAAUCAAAUAUUCAUAAGAAUUUUAAAUAUGAGGAAAUACCGUUGUAUUCCAUAUGCAUAUACACUUUGACAGGGAGACAUUUGCAAACACUAACGUGGGAUAAAGUAUCUAUUGCUGGAAUGGGCUGGAAUGAUAAUGAAGAACUAAUUGUUUUGUCGAAACAAGGUCAAGUCCGCACGUACAAUCUUCUAGGCGAAUUCCAUCAGUAUUCUAUUGGAAAAGGAAUUGAAAAGAUUGGAGUCAAAGAAUGCAGGUUUUCUUCAGGUGCCAUAUUUGUUCGUUUGCAAGAUGAUUCUUUUAUUUCUCUGUCAGGUCUUGACGAACCGAGAAGAAAAAACUUUGCAAAUAUUCCUAUUGAGUUGGUGAACAAUGCAAAAAUUAUUUCCUGGAAUUUAAUUCCUAACCAGUUCUCCCUUGAUUUGGGCUAUGAUGUGUUGGUCAACAUUGGUAAUCGAAUCCUUCAAAUUGAUGAGCAAGAUGUUCAGGUUCAUGAUAUUCCAUCUUCAGGAGUGAUUAUCCAAUUUUCUGUAUCUCCGAAUUCCAGAUACAUAGCUCUUUACGAAGAAAAAGGGAAACUUCGCGUCAUUUCAUCCGAUUUUACAAAAAUUCUCUUGGAUUACCAACUGCCAGAUACAAUUUCUGAAGCUGUUCUAAAACAAAUGACUUGGUGUAGUAAUGAUGCUGUUGUUCUCGUUCAUGAUAACCUUUUGACCCUCGUUGGCCCUUUCGGAGGCUCCGUUCCGUAUCUUUAUGAUCAUACUCCCAUUGUGUUUUCCGAAAUUGAUGGUGUAAGAGUCUUGAAUAAAGAGAAAUGUGAGUUUUUGCAAAGAGUUCCUUCGUCAUUGGAAAAGGUUUUUGAGAUGCAAUCAAGAAGCCCAGCUACCAGACUAGUAGAAGCUUCUCAAAAAAUGAAAGCAAAAUCAGUCUUUGCAGAAAAGCUACUUUUGGAAAUGGAAAAUGACAUGCAUGUGGCUGUUGAUACUUGUACGCAAGCUGCUUUACACGAAUUUUCCAUAGAAUGGCAAAAAGAGUUACUAGAAGCUGCCUGUUUAGGAAAAAACACACUGACAGCCUUUAACCAUCAAGAGUUUGCUGACACAUGCAGAGAAGUACGCGUUUUAAAUUCGGUUCGUUCUACAAACAUAGGUAUUUACAUUACGCACGAUCAACUUGAAUACCUAGGUUUUGAACAGCUUAUUCGAAGAAUUUCCAAGAGAAAGCAAUAUGGGGUUGCAAUACAGACUGCCCAAUAUUUGAGCCUACCAUGCGACUGGGUUUAUAUUGAAUGGGCCCAGACGUAUCUCAAACAGUCAAACGAACCGGAAGAUGUCGUAUUGAAUAAUAUAGUUGAAAGACUCUCCAAAAGAAAAUUUAUCUCUUACGAAAAAAUUGCUCGCACUGCAUAUGAAGAAGGAAGGAUCAUGUUGUCUACUAAGCUCCUCGACUUUGAACCGCUUGCCAGUCAUCAAGUUAUGUUGCUGCUGAAUAUGGAGAGUUAUGAACAAGCUAUGAGUAGGGUCAUUGAAACAUCUGAUUAUGAACUGAUUCUGUACGUUAUACUUCAAAUAAAGCAACAGAUGUCCAUCGCCUCCUUUUUUCAAUUAUUAAAUUCCCAUCCCGAUGCUGCUAACGUCUACGUGAAAUUCGCAAAGCGGAAUGAUAGAAAAACACUUCAUGACUUUUUUUACCAAGAUGAUGACCGUAAAGGCUUAGCCAUUCUUGCUAUCGAAGAUACUUUGAGUGCUAAUACUAUAAAUAAACGUAUCACCUCUUUACAAACAGCUUCGAAGGUAUGCCAUGAUUCGAAAGAAUUCUCAUUGGAAAGCAAGUUAUUAGACGAACAAGUCAGACUCUUGCAAUUAGAAGAAUCUUAUGAAAACCAGCUUGCAAGUAACUUCGUAGGACUUACGAUCAACGAAUUAAUUGUUAAGCUUAUAGAACUGAAUCAAAACCAAAAAGCUUCAAAGAUACGAUCAGAGUUUGCUGUUCCCGAAAAAAGAUUUUCUUGGCUUAAAUUGCGCGCUCUUGUAGCAAUAAGAGACUGGCUUCAAAUUGAGCAAUGGGCUGCGUCUUUACGUAGAUCGCCGAUCGGGUUUGAACCUUUUGUGAAUGAAAUUCUGAGUGCUGGAAACAAAAGGGAAGCGGCGAAAUAUAUACCUCGUUGCACACAAUUAUCAACUCAGGAGAAGGUUGAUCUUUGGAUACAAGUGGGUGAUGUAAAAGGCGCUAGCGAGGAAGCCGCAAAAGCAAAAAGUGGUAAUCUACUUGGAGAACUUCUAGAACGAGUUCAAAACAUGCCGGAAAGUCGACUUGUCCAAAAUGCGCUUGGUCAAUUACGACGCUAAUGAAACAACCAAAGCACGAACAUUAUGCAUCAGAAAAUAUGACUUAAUUAUUCUGAUAAAAAGUACUGAAUCUUCUUUAUUUAUUUAGUUGAUUAAAUGAAUAAAAUCAUGACCAUCCAUAAAACUUCUGCUUUGGUUACACGUAAAC